AUGCUGCCGAUAAAACCGUUUUAUUACUUUUCGAAACUUUUUGGCCUCUGCCCGUAUGCGCUGGAUGGGGUGACGAAGAGCCAGCCGGGAAAAACCCGCUUCAGCCAGAUCGGGCAUCUGUUGCCCACGUUCACGGUGCUGUUAUUCUACAACUUUUCCAUGGCGAGCAUCAUGUGGCGGAGCGGAAACGCAUCGAAUAUCUCCAACGCUGCCAACUGGAUUCAGCUUGUCCCAAACUCGUUCGCGUACCUAUCCGGCCUAAUCUACGCCUUUCGUAAUCGGAAGAUUGCUUCGGAUAUUCUGGCCACCUUCGCGCUGUGCGACGAGAAGCUAUGCAACAAAUUUGGAAUCUGCUUCGUUGAACCAAACCAAAAAGUAAGGCGCGCCUCCGUCGUAGCGUGUUUGGCGACUGUCAUCUGUGGCGGUGCACUAAGUGGUUUGAAUUUUAUGAUUGGCGUUGAUUGGUUCGAAUUUUGGACGCUCUUCUACUGGAUCGUAUUCUGCAUGCCGAAGGUCGCUCAGUUGCUUUUCAGCUUCCAGUUCGCUGGCAGCAUAAUACUUCUGUCCAACCGAACGAUGCUGCUGCUGAAAGGGAUGAACAAUUAUCUAGAUGAAAUCGACCAGCAACGGCAGUGGAACUCGCUAGCUCUGAUCAAUUUCAGCAACCAGGACCCGGUGAGCUAUCGGAAGGCCACCCCUGCUACGACCCGGGCCAGCAACAUCAAGGUACGUCCGCUGUACCCUCCUUCGGAUGCCACCGAAAACUUCCGUCAAGUGGCCGAGUACCUGCAGCAGCUGGCAACCAAGAUAAACGACUGCUUCGGGAAGCAGGCCAUAUUUUCGCUCCUGUCGGCGUUCAUCUGCAUCACGGUGCAGCUGUACUACCUGCUGAACCAAAUCCGGGCCGGGUUCAGCCAGCCGGGGGCAGUGAUUCACGGAAUGGCAGCCGGUAGUAUGCUACUGCUGCACGGGGUCGAGCUUUGGGUUUUGCUAACCAGUGGCGAACAGGCCCGGAACAAGUGGAGAAAGUUGAUUAAUUUUCUGAUUCUGACCAAGGCCACAUCCAACGACGACAGCUUUCGGGGCAAGAUCGACGAUUUGGUUUCGUUCAUGACCUGUAAUCCGCCCGAGUUUCAUGCGUAUGGAUUUUUUCCUAUUGAUUUUUCCAUUCUAACGGGGAUGACCGCAGCUAUUACUACAUAUCUGAUUGUUCUAAUUCAGUUCAAAAUAGCUGAGGAAGAGUCGGGCAAACCGAGAACGGAAACCGACCGGGUAGGUAGCAGCUCACAGUUUGCCCCCUAUCAAGGCUUUUUAAAACCAAUUAGUCAGAAACAGUAGAAAUAUACGGGAAAGAGAUUACUAAUAUGGACAAAGUAGGAAAGAUGGACAUUUUGUGUUUCUUAAAAACUAUUAAAGUCAAUAAAUGGUUCUAAGCACAGUUGACCAUGUUUGUUUCGAAUAAACUGGAAAACUGGAUUCUCAUAACACGAAAGCUAGUAAAGGGUGUACUGAAUCAAAUUGCAGCUCAAGAAAAAGUUUAUCAAA
Messenger RNA from Topomyia yanbarensis, 1545 nucleotides. Its product is annotated as putative gustatory receptor 2a. Bases 1 to 1338 code for a protein of 445 amino acids. The record is from RefSeq and is a predicted model, not a curated record. NCBI's taxonomy places the organism in Eukaryota, Metazoa, Arthropoda, Insecta, Diptera, Culicidae. Gene Ontology annotation, biological process: sensory perception of taste. Gene Ontology annotation, cellular component: dendrite; membrane; neuronal cell body. The transcript is spliced from 7 exons.